Schizophyllum commune H4-8 is the source of this 1400-nucleotide messenger RNA. RefSeq lists its product as uncharacterized. The transcript is spliced from 3 exons. The coding region runs from base 402 to 1349 and encodes 315 amino acids. NCBI's taxonomy places the organism in Eukaryota, Fungi, Basidiomycota, Agaricomycetes, Agaricales, Schizophyllaceae. The record is from RefSeq and is a predicted model, not a curated record.
CUUGUCCCCCACCAUGAUGAGCGUCCGUCGCACUAUUCCCCGCCGCGUUCACCUACGUGGAUUCUCUAAAACGAAUGCGAUGGUCCGGCAGCUAGGAGUCAGCUGAAGUCAUACUACAGUACCGCCACGCAUGCACAGGCGCUGUAGCACGCGUCAUGCGCCGCCACGCAUGUGCGCACUGCGCGCGGUUAUCAGCCCAGUAUCGGCGGAGGGCCGCCCUUACUUCCUCCUCCAUUCGGCUCCACCCUCCCUCCGCCGCGGACAGGAUACCAUCUGUACUUGACCAGCGCUUCGAUCUCUCUGCAAGCUACCUAUCGUCCUCGACUAGCACUUGGCACAUCUUGCGAUCCUGCAUCCAUAUUCUGUCACCCCUACCCUUAUCCACCAUCCUCACUCCUACCAUGUCCGAUAAACGCCUGAAGGACGCCUCCCCCGCGGAGCUCGUCCGCGAUCUUGCGCUCUCGACCUCUGGAACGGCCGCGAGGAUCGAGGAACUCUGCGUGUAUCGGGUAGAGGAAGCCAAAACCAAGGGCACGGAUGCACCUGCUAGCGAAGGCGACGCGAAGGAUACGCCCGGCCUGGAGACCUUCCUCUACGAGCUUUGGUCAGAGGUCGUGAAGAUGGCGCAGGAGGACGACAUGUACCACGCGCGGCUGCUCGAGAUUCUCGCUGAGUUGAAGAAGACGGAGAAUGCUGAGCUGAAGAAGACGGAGAGGAACUGGCGCGUCUGGGGUGCGCCCGCCAGCCUGAGCGAGCUCUCGACCUUUGGUGCGGUCGCGAGAGAUGCCUUCGAAGCGCCCAAAGUUGAGCUCGAUGGCAAGGUCAUCCGUACUACGCCCGAAGAUGCGCCACUCUUUGCGUCCGAUGCGAGAGACGACGCCGACGCGCGGACGCUUGCGUUCACCGCGGCGCGGCAGCGCUUCCUCCGUCUGCAUCGCUUCCUCGCAUGCGUGUGGGCCGCCGGGCUUUGGCCAUUCCACGACCUGGCGCUGUGGACGAUGCGCGACGCGCUUGAGUACGGGCCCGACCACUCCAGUUAUAAGCGCGUCCCGCGCGCGCUGAAGGUGGAAGCGGCAGCGCAGUGGGCGGUGCACGCGGGGCGGCAGAUGUACGAGUGCAAGGAGAUCAUGGGGCCGAAGGGGAAUGCGAAUUGGCCGGCGAACGCGGGGGCGCCUGGGCGAGGCGGUGACAAGUGGGACGGGGUGGACGGGUAUGAUGCGGGGCGGUGGCGGCUGUGGCGGGAGGAGUUUGGGCGUAUUGCGGAAUCGGAUGGGGAGCUGGAGAAUGUGCGGAGCGCGGCGAAGGAGGCAGCGGAGGCGAUGCGGAAGGUGGAGGAGGCGAGUGGAUAGACGACGUAUAUUCGCCCCGGAUCUGAGCAAAGUUGAGCUUGAUUUGUUGUA